ACUAAUUACGAUUGGGUUUGUGGGUUGUUAAGCUGAACACUACUCUUUCUCUUCAACUUCUGCAUCUUAUAACACUGCGAGCUCCACUCUGUCUCUGUUGCCGCAAGCUCACCGGUGUUCAUCAAAAGUCACUUACUGUGGGGCGUGGGCAUAUGAUUUCAGAUCGUUAAGAGCUUCAAUUAAUCACUUUCUCAUAUUGGAUUAAUUGGGGCUUUUUGAUCCCUAAUUAGUAGGUUUAUGUCUGGAUACAACUCCUGCUUGUGGAGUGGGCACGCAGUUUCUCUAAUUUUAUUUCUUCUUUCCAUUUCGUGACCAGUCACGAUGCCACCUGGUUUGGAAUACAAUAUCAGUGAGUUGUAUGAAGAAGCUAAGAAAAGAUGGCUCAAGCCUGUUGAAGUGCUUUACAUUUUGAGGAAUCACAACGAGUGUGAAUUCACCAACGUGCCCCCUCAUCAGCCAACAGGUGGAUCCCUGUUUCUAUUUAACAGAAGAGUCCUACGUUUCUUCCGUAAAGAUGGUCAUAAUUGGCGGAAGAAAAGAGAUGGCAAAACUGUGGGAGAAGCACAUGAACGGCUUAAGGUUGGAAAUGUUGAAAUCCUGAACUGUUACUAUGCACAUGGAGAGGAGAACCGUACUUUCCAGAGGCGGAGCUAUUGGAUGUUGGAUCCGGAAUAUGAGCAUAUAGUACUCGUGCAUUACAGAGAUAUAAAUGAGGCCAAACCUAAUUCUGGACCUGCCAGACAAUCGUCACCAGGUUCCUCUUCUGUGUUUAGUCAGACUGGUAGCUCUUAUACUACUCAGAACCCAGGGACAGCAUCAAUGCUUGGUGAUGAUUCAUGUGAACCUAAACUGAAUUUCUCCAGCCUUGGGUCUUUGGAUGUUACCUCUGAUAUGGUUACCGGGAACAUUAUAAUGAGUCACCUGGAUGAAACAGAUGCAAAAGUUUUGCGCCAGUUGGAAGAACAGUUAAGUCUGAAUGAGGACAGCUUCAAGGAAUUUUCUCCCUUGUACAGUAAGGAUGAAGUUCCACAUGACCUAACACCUUGCCAAGAUCAAAUAUUGGUUUACAAAGAAGAUAUCUCUUCAGCAUUCUCGAGACCAGAUGACCAUAAAGAACAUUAUGAUGGUUAUAAUGGAAGACAAGAUGACAGUCGUAAUGAUUACCAUGCAUUACUUGAUCAUGAUUGCCCUGAUGGACAUGAAAAGUCAUUAUCUUGGACGGAGAUGCUGGAAUCGUGCAAGCCUUCAUCCGUUAUCAAGUUACCAGAGCAACAUCCAUACGAGGCAUUUGAAAAUGAAAAGUUACUAUCUUCUUCACGAAGGGAAAUUAUUGCCAACCAGGAAAGCAGCCACUGGCUAAUCUCCAACAGUAAUAAUGCUGAGAAGAAUUCAGUUGCCUUCUCAUUUCCUCAAGACAUUGGUGGAGUCACAAGUCCUCUAUAUUCUUUGGAAGAAACUCAAGGAACUAAUUCUGACUACUACACAACAUUUUUUGAUCAAAUCCAAAUUCAAGAACCUCUGGGUACAGAUUCAAGCUUGAUUGUUUCAGAGAAACAGAAAUUUACAAUUAGGGAAGUCUCCCCAGAAUAUUGUUAUGCCACUGAGACUACAAAGGUGAUCAUUAUUGGGUCAUUUCUCCUCCCUUCCUCGGAUUCUAGGUGGGGUUGUAUGUUUGGUGAUAUUGAAGUUCCUGUUGAGAUAAUUCAGGAUGGCGUAAUCAGUUGUGAAACUCCGCCCCAUCCUCUCGGAAAGGUCACUCUGUGCAUUACUUCAGGAAAUAGGGAGCCAUGCAGUGAAGUCAGAGAGUUUGAGUUUCGCAAUAGGACCAAUAGUUGUGCUCGCUGUGAUUCAUUGGAAACAGUGGCCACUAGAAGUCCAGAAGAGCUGUUAUUACUUGUUCGAUUUGCACAGAUGCUCCUUUCUCCUACGACAGCAAAGCAUGACAUUAUAGAAUCUGGAAGUCACCUUCCAACCAAACAAGAAGCAGAUGAUGAUUCAUGGAGCCAUAUUAUAGACACUCUCCUUGUUGGCAGCGGAACUUCAUCUGGUACUAUUGAUUGGCUUCUUGAAGAGCUGCUGAAGGAUAAGCUGCAGCUCUGGCUUUCCUACAGAUCCCAUGAAAGAGAUGAAGGGACAGGUUGUUUUUUGUCCAAGAAAGAGCAGGGGAUUAUUCACAUGGUUUCUGGGUUGGGCUUCGAGUGGGCCUUGAGCCCCAUUCUCAGCUGUGGUGUGAAUGUAAAUUUCCGUGACAUCAAUGGGUGGACCGCCCUUCAUUGGGCUGCACGGUUUGGAAGGGAAAAGGUGGUUGCUUCACUUAUAGCUUCCGGCGCAUCUGCUGGAGCAGUGACAGAUCCGAAUUCACAAGAUCCAACUGGUAAAACUGCUGCCUCUAUUGCGGCCUGCAAUGGACAUAAGGGACUUGCUGGGUAUCUUUCAGAGGUUGAUCUAACAAGCCAUCUGUCAUCCCUCACAUUGGAAGAGAGGGAUAUUGCUAAAGGUUUUUCUGAGUUUGCAGCUGAGUUAACAAGCCAUCUGUCUAAGGAAAAUCUUGAAGUCAGUGAAGAUCAGGUUUCAGUAGCAAAUACCUUGGAUGCUGUCAGAAAUGCAGCUCUGGCAGCUGCUCGAAUACAGGCUGCUUUUCGUGCACAUUCCUUCCGGAAACGGAAAGAGAGAGAAGUUGUGGCCGCUAUGGCUUCUUCCAGUCUAGAUGGAUAUGGUAUCAGUGCAGGUGGCAUUGACGAUAACAUUCCAGCACUUGCUGCCUUGUCAAAAUUUGGCAUUCGAAGCUUACGUGAUUAUGCUGCCUUAUCAAUUCAGAAGAAAUACCGAGGCUGGAAAGGUCGCAAAGAAUUCUUAGCAUUGCGCCAAAAAGUAGUAAAGAUACAGGCUCAUGUGAGGGGUUACCAGGUUCGGAAGCAAUACAAGAUAAUAAUAUGGGCCGUUGGAAUUUUGGACAAAGUUGUGCUACGGUGGCGGAGAAAACGAGUUGGUUUACGAAGUUCUCAAAAAGAAACGGAGACAAAUGAAGAAAGUGAUGAUGAAGAUUUUCUGAAGGUGUUCCGAAAAGAGAAAGUAAAUGUAGCAGUUGAAAAGGCUUUGAAACGGGUGCUUUCCAUGGUCCAUUCUACCCGUGCUCGUCAGCAAUAUAGUCGCCUCCUUGAGAUGUAUCGGCAAGCCAAGGCUGAACUUGGCAGCACGAGUGAUGAAACACUGCUAUCAACAACAUCUGUAGAGGAUGCUUUCAAUAUUGAAGAUGAUGAUUUGUUUCAAUUCCCCUGGGAAGCGCUCUAGUCUUCCUAGUUUUAUUCCUUUUCAUUGAUGAGUUUCUGGCUUCACCGUAGCUAUUGCAUGGGUUAUUUGUGUAGAGCUUGAGGUUUUUGCUUGUAAAUAGUCUAGGUUGUACAGUGAUGCUGCUAUGAACAUUUUUUUACUUUAUGAUAUGUACAAAAUGGCCUGAAAUGGAUAGUCUCUUUCUUAUUGCUCA
Messenger RNA from Lotus japonicus, 3484 nucleotides. RefSeq names its product calmodulin-binding transcription activator 4-like. The coding region runs from base 322 to 3291 and encodes 989 amino acids. The transcript is spliced from 14 exons. Lineage: Eukaryota; Viridiplantae; Streptophyta; Magnoliopsida; Fabales; Fabaceae. Gene Ontology annotation, cellular component: nucleus. Gene Ontology annotation, molecular function: double-stranded DNA binding; transcription coregulator activity; protein binding. The record is from RefSeq and is a predicted model, not a curated record. Gene Ontology annotation, biological process: regulation of transcription by RNA polymerase II.